This is a messenger RNA of Cuscuta epithymum, 1017 nucleotides long. The record is from the annotation of a GenBank genome assembly. Lineage: Eukaryota; Viridiplantae; Streptophyta; Magnoliopsida; Solanales; Convolvulaceae.
CCCAAAUGCAGAAUCUUCUUCGGUGUACGUGAUCGCUUUAUUGCACCAACACAAGAGAACCGAGAAGCGUUUUACUUUUUUUCUUUCGAAAAAAAAUUAUUAGUUCUGAUGUUAUUAUUUAUUAUUUAUUAAUAACAUUAUUAGUUCUGGCUUCUGAGCUUCCCAACCGUAUAUAUCAUCAAAUUCAAAUUGUUAUUAAGGUUAAUUAAGAACAUAUAAAGUAUCAUCAGAGUCCACCAAAAUGGCCAUUAAUGAUGAUUUACCUGGAGCAGUUGGAACAAGCGCCAGCUUCGCAUUGAGAUUGGGGCAGGCUGUUUUCUCUUCUGCGUCUCUGCUCUUCAUGUCUAUAGGAGUUGAGUUCUACAGCUAUACCGCUUUCUGCUUCUUAGUGACAACCAUGGGUUUGGUGAUCCCAUGGAGUAUUACUCUAGCUCUGAUUGAUGGGUAUUCAGUAUACGUUCGGUGCCCGGUCCGGCAACCCGGAAUACUUCUGGUCAUUGUUUUAGGAGAUUGGGCCUUAUCAAUCCUCACACUAGCUUCAGCUACCUCAACUGCUGCCAUUGUUGACCUUUUCUUAAGAGCAGAGGGAACUCCAUGUCCUGCAAAGCUUUGCAGUAGAUACCAAAUAUCAGCUGCCAUGGCCUUCUUCACUUGGUUUCUUUCCAUGGCUUCCUCACUUUCCAAUCUUUGGCUUCUUCCUUCUUUGUUAUAACCCCAUCUAUCGCCGUGUACAUAAUUAUAUAAGUAUCAUGUAAGUGCAGAUAGGUUUUCCAAUCUCAGGAGUUUGCAUUGAAAAUGAUCAUUUUGAGAAAUAUAUACACCUAAAGGCUACCUGAGAAAUUUUCCCUUCUUUUAUACAGCGUAUAGGAUAUAUUGUUAGAUAUUCUACAACAUAUAGGUCAAAGAAUUGUGCAAGCUUUGUUGACAAAAAAAAUGUUCAAGCAUGUCACAGAUGUACAGAAACAUUACGAUCUGGUUAUUACAAUUAAGGAUUAUUAUUAUUAUCACCAUCGUGUC